This is a messenger RNA of Lytechinus variegatus (green sea urchin), 6651 nucleotides long. Its product is annotated as transient receptor potential cation channel subfamily A member 1-like. Gene Ontology annotation, biological process: transmembrane transport; monoatomic ion transport. Gene Ontology annotation, cellular component: membrane. NCBI's taxonomy places the organism in Eukaryota, Metazoa, Echinodermata, Echinoidea, Temnopleuroida, Toxopneustidae. The transcript has 27 exons. The coding region runs from base 303 to 4415 and encodes 1370 amino acids. Gene Ontology annotation, molecular function: monoatomic ion channel activity; protein binding. The record is from RefSeq and is a predicted model, not a curated record.
AUUUUAAUGCGAUCAUCUUUUGUCAUUCCAAAGGCCAGCCUAUCAAAGUUCUGGCUCACUGGUAUUAAAUAAAAGUCCUUUCGAACUACUUGCACCAUUCAAAGUAGAGUGUGUGUUUGUCGUGCCUUCAUGUGGAUGUUUUCUCUUUUAUGGGGUCAGAGCGAUAUAUCAAAGUCCUGGACAUGCUGGAUAAGUUAUUUGCAUUGUUAAUGGUAGAACUCUCCACCUUGAUACUGAGAGGAGAAUCUCUGAUUGGAAGAUGAUGAAGUAAUCCGUGGGUAGUCUCUUCUCCAUCAGCAAACAUGUACAAGAAAAAUGAGCGUAAGUCUAUUCUGCGACACAAAGGAAGGUCAGAAGCGGGAUCAGAAGGUAUGAUGAACAUCACUGCAUCGAGCAGCGAUUCCGAUCUAAACAUCAACGAUAUGACGUAUGGCGACCAUGACGAUGCAAACCCUCCUGUCGGAGUCGGCUCGAUAAGCCAGUCGAAACAGGUUUCAUCGUCAAAUCCUCUUCAUGGAAAUGGCGUGAAUGAAGUCUUCGAUGAUGACGUAUCGACUGUUGAUACGCUCACGAGCGCUUCUGGGAUGCAGUUAAAGUUGUCCACCCGGAGAGUGAAAGUGGAAGCUUCACACGACGUGAUCCCUCUUAACGAUUUCGACACCGUGUCAGAUCAUCCCCAACCGCCUUCGGACAACCUGCCGAAGAAGACAAUCAGAUUCUCAAACUUGGACACCAAGGACCUUUUGGUCAAGAAGCGCCGCGACUCCAAAUCUUUCAAACGGCAGAUGAUUCUAAACCAAGAAAUGGAAACCAGGGGCAGGAAGAUUUCGCGAUUCGAUCUUAUGAAAAGAAAUCGAAUGUCGAUUAGUUUCAUUGGAAAUGGAUCGCUCCUUGAUACAAAUCAAGACAGGUUUGACACAUCUGAGGUGAAUGAAGGGUUUGAUGAUAUCGAUGGUCCUACUGAUUCUCGUACUAUCGACUACGAUGACAUAGAGAAGGUCAAGAAGACUAAAGAUGGAUUCUUGAAGGAUGUUAAGUCAAAGAUCCAGAAAACAACGAAGAACAACAGGUUGAAUAGAGUCUACUCACCCGCUCUCAUAGUUAACUUGACUGAGGCAAUACGGGAUGAUGAUCUCUUUGAUGUACUGAACAUUCUAGACCAAAACAGCUAUUUCAGUUUGAAUAAACUGGACAAGAAUAAUCUCUCUCUUUUACAUCAUGCUGCUAUUCAUAAUCGAGAUAUCAUUGCACGGGAGUUACUUAAGAGAGGCGCAUGCGUCGAUGUUAUUGAGCUCCACGUCAAGGCGACCCCGCUCCAUGCUGCUGCUCGUAUGAACAGUGCCGACGUCGCCCACGUACUCCUAGCACGAUGCGCUGAUGUCAAUAAAAGAACCACCGGUGGUAUGACACCGCUCCACAUCAGUGCGAGGAGAGGACAUGUUGAAGUCACACGGGUUCUGCUACGACUAGGCAAGGCGGACGUGUUUGCGUUAGACAAGGAUUACUGCACUCCUUUGCACUUAGCCGCUGUCAAAGGGAGUAUGGGAGUUUGCAAGUUACUCGUUGACCAUGGGGCCGAUAUCAGAGCCAAAGAUGGUGGUUCCCACACUCCUUUGAUGAAGGCGGUGAUGAAUGGUCAUAAGGGGCUCAUAGACUUAUUCUUGGAGAAGGCCCGCAAUACAGACAUUCCCGUAUCAAGCUAUCUGAUGGAUGAAGAUAAUGAGAGCAAUACACCUUUACAUCUGGCUGUGUUGAAACGAAAAACAGAGGUCAUCCAACGUCUAUUCGAUGAGGGUGUCGACGUGAACGUUAGAAAGAAGAAUGGGAUGACGCCAAUCCACAUUGCGGCAAUGAACGGAGCUACGACCACGGUUAUUCAGCUGAUCGAAAACGGAGCCGACAUCGACAUGAAGGAUGCUGAAGGGAUGACACCAUUGCAUAGGGCUGCUGUAUACAACCGCGUGGAGUCGAUGGCUCUACUCAUCCACGAGGGCGCCAUUAUUGAUGAUAUGGAUGAUAACGGUUUUACCCCAUUACUCUGCGCAGCGUGGAAGGGCCACGUACCUGCUGGUGAACUGCUUCUGACUCGGGGAGCAAAUGUCCACGUCUUUGACGUGCAUCACAAAUCUCCCUUGCAUUGGGCCGCUGAGAUGGACCACCUGGGUUUCCUCGAGUUCCUUCUCAAACAUGGAGGAUACGACCUCAGGAAUGAAAUCGAUGAAAACGAUCAGACGGCUCUCCACUAUGCCGCUGAGUCGGGAAAUGUUGACAUGAUAAAACUAUUGAUAAGGUACGAGGCUGAGGGUGAUGUACGCGAUGUCCUCUCCAAAACACCAGUGCACAUUGCAUCUCAAGCGGGAUUCGUAAAUUGUGUGGAGCAGUUAUUGAACCACACCCCAAUGCUCUUGAACGAGGAUGACUGCGAUGGAAUGACACCAUUGUUAACAAGCUGCUUCUACGGUCGUCAUGAAAUGGUUCGAAAACUCCUCAAAAUGGGUGCCGACAUCUCCAAUGUAAACGAUGAGAAUCGGACAGCGCUGAUGCUAGCGGCAAUGAACGACCACGUAGAAACAAUGAGUAUCCUCAUCGAACACAACUGCGACAUCCAUGCCAUUGAUAAAGAUAGGAAUACUGCUCUUCACGUGUGUUGUGACGCUGGUCAUAUAGCAGCAGCUAACUUGUUAAUCCGAGCUGGAGCUGACCAAUCAGUAUCGAACAACGAAGGUUUCACCCCUCUUGAGCUAGCCAUUGAGAGAGAACAGGGAGAGAUUGCUGCGGCUAUCAUCAAAAGCAAAGACUGGAGGAUUGCGAUGCAGAGUCGGGACGAAAUGAUGACCUCGCCCAUGAAGGCCCUGAUCGAAAAGCUCCCCGACGUCGCGCUCCUCGUCAUGGACCGAUGCGUCCAUAAGACAUACAAGAAUACACAGAAUUCAUCGUAUUGUGUGAAGUAUGAAUAUCAGUACGUUGAUCCAGGGCCAGACGACGAGUCAACGAAAGUAAACGAGUAUCGAUACUUUGCUAUUAGGACGAUGUGCCAGUUUGGACGAGAGAAGCUACUUGCCCAUGAGCUAUCGCAAAGUAUCCUCAAGAGAAAAUGGAAUCGAUUUGGGCGAUUAUUCUACUACAUGGACCUUCUCUUCUAUAUCAUGUUCUUGGUAUCGAUGACCCUCUACACCGGUCUAUAUCCAUCUUGGGCUGAUCAAUACCGUAUACACCCUCCUUCUGAUCCCACUGUACCCCCAACUAACCCAUCGUCAACCACGCCAGGGCCGGUGGAUUCAUCAUCAGUAGGGACGUCGGAGUCUUACCCUGCCUGCCCCUACUUUAAUCUCACGGAACAUCCGUUUCUCGCCAAUUACUUUUACUACUACGCACCCACGGAUUCGUUCUACUUCGUCAACAAAACACCAGCAAUCAUAUCCUACAUUGUAUUGACUUACUGUGUAACCGUUGUCCUAGGGGAACUCGGUGAAAUCUACGUCGUGCGACUGAAGUACUUUUCGGAUUUCACGAACGCGAUAGACUGGGUAAACCUUGGUACUGCUACGAUCUUCGUGUACCCACCCGGAAAGCUUCUCUGCUCCUAUAACUGGAUUUCUGGAGUCAUUGCCAUUUUCUUCUCUUGGAUCAAAUUCAUAUUGUACUUCAAAGGGUUUAAAACUACUGGGCUGUAUGUACUUAUGUUCAUGGAAACUCUAUCGUCAUUGCUGAAGGCCAUGUCCGUGUACAUCAUGUUUGUGGUAUCUUUCUCUGUCACCUUCGAAAUCUGCCUCAGGAAAAUAUACCGAUUUUCCGACAAUACAUAUUCAUUCCUGAGCGUGAUCACGAUGAUGCUGGGCGAGUUUAACAAGGACGAUAUUUUCAACGAAGAUGUUUCUCUCAAACCUUACGGUGUCACAGUCUACAUCCUCUUCCUCGCUUUCCUAUUCCUCAUGCCUAUGGUUCUCAAUAAUCUCACGAUUGGUAUUGCAGUUGGAGAUAUUGAUGAGAUUCAGAAGAAGGCAUUUAUCAAGAGGAAUUCAAUUCAGGCUGACUAUGUAUAUCAUCUUGAAGGAAAGUUUCCUCUCUGGCUUCAGAGAUUGCUCUAUCAACCUGAGUUCAUGAUCAAAGUCACAAAGAACAAAGUGCGGUUCCUACAAUGGUUCUUUCCUAAAGAAGAUGCCGCAUUUGUUGAAACGGAUGAGAAGUCAGCGCCCCGAAAUGCAGAACAUGUCUUAGACGAACUUCGAAAGCAUAAAGCAAUGAUGUCAACUUUGAAACUGUUGAUCAAGCAACAAGGUGACAUCCUACGACGGGUAGCUGACAAAGAGGGCGUCCUUGCCAAGUCACAGGAUUUCGAUACUCUUGAAGAACUCUACGAUGAUCCACCUGAUGACCAGGAUGAUGGAGAUAAUCCUACAUCAUCGGUCGUAUAGUAGGGAGAGAUAGAAGGAUAGAAUGAAAGAGAUAGAUCGAAACAAGUUCUAUCUAUUUGAAAUAUCAGAAACAAGACUUAAUAUUUCACUUGAAUGUUUCCUCGUUCUUAAAUUGCCCAAAAGAAGCGGAUUAACUUUACUAAAUUGAGCUAAGUCUACUUUGAUAAGAGUAACGUUCACUUGUAAUAGCACUCCUAUUCGUCGAGUUCUGGUGCUAAGAUAUUAAUGUUACCCCUAAUAAAGCCAAGAUGCCACUCGCCGAAAUAACGAAUGUUAACAUAAUUAAACAAACUGGUUGCCAAUUUACUUUACUGAGGUGACAUGGUUUGAGUUAACCAAUUCAUCUCAUUUCUCCCAUGGAUGCACCUGUUAAUCUGUAAUUAUUGUUUUGAUAGCAUAUUUUACUGUAAACGUCUCAUCCUGCACUCUUAUUAUUCUCGGGUGGCAAAUGCGGCGGAGUCUGUGGAACCUUUCAUUUUGAUUUGAAAAUUCUUAAGAAAUCUUUAUCCUGGAACCACUGACUCCUUCAGCGGCAGCUACCAUGGUAUAGCCUUGAAAAAAAAAUCAGAAUUUAGAAUCAAAUAAAGGUACCAUAACGAGCAAAAUUACGAUCAGUCGUACUUUUGUGCAUCGAGAAAUUUAUUCUAUUCUAUUUGUGGUAACUCCCGUAGGAACUCGGCAGGACAGCAUUUUGCUGGUAAACGCCAAGAUGGUAUAUAACCAAUUACCUAUGAAACAUUUUACGUCUAGGUUAAUCAGUCAUAGUGGCUGACGUUAUAGACGACAGAUAUCACUCUCGGGCCUUUUUAUCAAAGUGGAGACAAUGGCAGUGUUGGGAUUCGAACUCACAACCUUGCGAUUAUGAGGCCAAUGCUCUAACCACUGGACCACACGACCCGUGUGGUCCAGUGGUUAGUUAUCAUAUAAACAAUCAAUUUAAACAAGCCUAAAAAAGGUCCAUGGUCAAAAUGUCCAAUGUAUCAGCGAAUUUGUCCGACCACAAAAAAGGGGAGAAAAUGGUAAAAUCAACCAUAAUUCCUUUACAUUUCAACUAAUGAUAAUGAUAAUGAUGGCAGUUGAAUUUUACAUUAAUCUUUACCAAUAUUGUUUGUCGGGGUCGUAUUUAUCCGUCACAGCAGUUAUGCAUGGGAACUGCGGUAAUGAUUUGGGGACGGAUACUAAAUUGAGCUAUAAUAUUUUAGAAUGUUCAUACGUGUCAUUAUUGUUCGAUUUGCAUAAAUCUCGCUUGAAAAUCAAAAUCGUUAUUCUUAUCAUUGCCAUGGUUAUUAUUGAUAUGUUUUAAAUGUUACAGUUAUUUUCAGACAUCAAAGAACAUUUAGAUUUCAAUCAAUUGUUCAAAAUACUUGUUCUAAGCACUAUUAGUAUAUGGUACUUUUAAAGAAUAGGUUUAAACAUGAUAACAGAAAUAGGUAUCUAUUUAAAUCUUAGAAGACUUAUUUUUUAAUUAUUUUUAAAGUGACAAUAUAAAUUAAAAAGCCUUGAUUAUACAUAAUGCAAUGUAGACCUACUUAUAUUUCAAAAAUUUUACUGCCCGACAGCUCUUUUUGUCACCAACUGGGCAUUGGCAUGAUUGGUGAAGUGCUUCAUAACUUUGCAACAUUCUUUUUUAAUAAUUCUCCUCAUAUUUGAAUCCUGCUGACUUCGCACACAAUGUGUAAACUGAGCCUUGUUGUUGAGAUUACUGAACGAGCCUCUAUUGAACACAUACUUGUGCACUACUAUUUAACAAAUUAUGUAUUCACAAAUGAAUACUUCAUGCAAACUUCAACUGUUUUUGCAGUCGACGAAGUUGUUUGUAUUAUAUUCUUGCUUAAGUCUAUGUACUCAUAUUGCACAUCGAAUGUUGAUAGAAUAUAUAGCACAAGUUUAUGGAAAAAAUAAGACACGGCCUAUGCUUUUUAUGACUUUACGUGAAGGGUAAUAAGUAUUCUUGCAAUUUUACAGAGUUUUCGGACAUAUUCUCCUUUCAAUGUUUGCACUUUGCACAAAAGACUGUAUCAUUCACUUUAUGAUGUCUUUGUUAUUUCAAUUUCAAAAGGAACAUUUACUGCAGUUAAAGUGGGUUAUCAUGUACAUAUUCAUCACGUGAAAACGAGCUCAUGUCAGUUUUAAACUCAGUACUAUUUAUCACAUGUUAACAAAAUGUAUUGCAUAUUUAUGUAGAUGAAAUUGCCGGUGAAAUGUGGAAUCUAAUAAACAGUACUCUUUCCAUCGA